GAAUCGAGAGGCGCGAUCCAGUCCGGGCGAUCACGUGGGCUCCAGCCGGCCCAGGUGGGGCUGUGACCUGUGACGCAGGCGGCGCCGCCACAGGUGCCCGCGACGCGCCCCGCCCUCUCCCCGGCCCUCCCCGCCCGGGCCCUCGGACCCGGAGCAGCCCCGCCCGCCCAGCGCCCACCUGCGGGGCCGCAGCCGCCGCCCUCCAGCCAGACCGCGCAGGAAGUGGAGGAGGCGCCCCGGGCCGGACCGCGCGGCCGCAGGAGCGAAGCGGCUGCAGGACACGACAGGACCCGGCGCUGGAAGCUGCACCGCCAGCGCGCCGCCCCUCCGUCCCUCCGCCCCGCGGCGCAGGUGAACCUGGGGGACAGGUGAGCCGGGGGACAGGACCCCACAGCCGCCCAGCAUGGCCCAGCGGCACUCAGACAGCUCCUUGGAGGAGAAGCUCCUGGGACACCGCUUCCACUCGGAGCUCCGGCUCGAUGCCGGGGGGAACCCAGCCUCCGGGCUCCCAAUGGUCCGUGGCUCCCCGCGUGUUAGAGACGAUGCCACCUUCCAGCCCGAGGUCCCGGCACCCCCACAGCCUCGGCCCCCGGGGCACGAGGAGCCACGGCCCAUCAUCCUGAGCACAGAGAGCCCGGCAGCCCUCAAGCUGGGCACCCAACAGCUGAUCCCUAAGAGCCUGGCCGUGGCCAGCAAGGCGAAGACCCCAGCCCGCCACCAGAGCUUCGGGGCGGCUGUACUUAGCAGGGAGGCUGCCCGGCGGGACCCUAAGCUCCUCCCAGCCCCCAGCUUCUCCCUGGAUGACAUGGACGUGGACAAGGACCCCGGGGGCAUGCUGAGGCGGAACCUGCGGAACCAAUCCUACCGGGCGGCCAUGAAGGGCCUGGGGAAGCCAGGUGGCCAGGGAGACGCCAUCCAGCUAAGCCCUAAGCUCCAGGCUCUGGCCGAGGAACCCAGCCAGCCUCAUACUCGGAGCCCGGCCAAAAACAAGAAGACGCUGGGGAGGAAACGUGGGCACAAGGGUUCCUUCAAGGACGACCCCCGGCUCUACCAGGAGAUCCAGGAGCGGGGCCUGAACACCAGCCAGGAGUCUGAUGACGACAUCCUCGAUGAGUCCUCCAGCCCCGAGGGAGCCCAGAAGGUGGACACCACCAUUGUGGUCAAGAGCUACCGGCCCGCCCAGGUCACCUGGAGUCAGCUCCCAGAGGUGGUGGAAUUGGGCAUCCUGGACCAGCUGUCCACUGAGGAGCGGAAAAGGCAGGAGGCCAUGUUCGAGAUCCUCACGUCGGAGUUCUCCUACCAGCACAGCCUGGGCAUCCUGGUGGAGGAGUUCCUGCAGUCCAAGGAGCUGCGGGCGACCGUGACCCAGAUGGAGCACCACCACCUCUUCUCCAAUAUCCUGGAUGUCCUGGGUGCCAGUCAGAGGUUCUUCGAGGACCUGGAGCAGCGGCACAAGGCCCAGGUGCUGGUCGAGGACAUCAGUGACAUCCUGGAGGAGCACGCCGAGAAGCACUUCCACCCCUACAUCGCCUACUGCUCCAACGAGGUCUACCAACAGCGUACGCUGCAGAGGCUGAUAAGCAGCAACGCCGCCUUCCGAGAGGUCCUGAGAGAGAUUGAGAGGCGGCCGGCGUGCGGGGGCCUGCCCAUGCUCUCCUUCCUGAUCCUCCCCAUGCAGCGGGUGACCCGGCUGCCCCUCCUGACGGAUACGCUCUGCCUCAAGACCCAGGGCCACUCCGAAAGGUACAAGGCUGCCAGCCGUGCACUGAAGGCCAUCAGCAAGCUGGUGAGGCAGUGCAACGAGGGGGCCCACAGGAUGGAGCGCAUGGAGCAGAUGUACACACUGCACACACAGCUGGACUUCAGCAAGGUCAAGUCUCUCCCACUGAUCUCCGCCUCCCGGUGGCUGCUGAAGCGCGGAGAGCUGUUCUUAGUGGAAGAAACCGGACUUUUUCGAAAAAUCGCCAGCCGGCCAACGUGCUACCUGUUCCUGUUCAACGAUGUCCUGGUUGUGACCAAGAAGAAGAGCGAGGAGAGCUACAUGGUCCAGGACUACGCCCAGAUGAACCACAUCCAGGUGGAGAAGAUAGAGCCGUCUGAGCUCCCUCUGCCCGGGGGCGGCAACCGCAGCUCCUCCGUGCCCCACCCCUUCCAGGUGACCCUGCUUCGCAACAGCGAGGGCCGCCAGGAGCAGCUCCUGCUCUCCUCGGACUCCGCGAGUGACCGGGCACGGUGGAUCGUGGCGCUCACACACAGUGAGAGACAGUGGCAGGGCCUCUCUAGCAAAGGAGACCUGCCCCAGGUGGAGAUCACCAAGGCCUUCUUCGCGAAGCAAGCAGAUGAGGUCACGCUGCAGCAGGCGGACGUGGUCCUGGUUCUGCAGCAGGAGGAUGGGUGGCUCUAUGGCGAGAGGCUCCGGGACGGAGAGACGGGAUGGUUCCCCGAGGACUUUGCCCGCUUCAUCACCAGCCGUGUGGCCGUGGAGGGCAAUGUCCGCAGGAUGGAGCGUCUGCGGGUGGAGACGGACGUGUAGCCCUGGCGAGGCCAGCCGGCGGCAGCACAGCCUGUCAGCAAGUGGCCGUGCCUGGCUCCAGAGAGCGUGGGGAGCUGGUCUGAAGGACCCAGCAUGGUUCCCUGGGGCUUCCCAAGAGCCUGUGGCUGUGGCGCCGGGCUCCAGACACUUCACGGAAGGAAGAUCACAUGUCCCCAGAGAGGCACCCCCAGGCAAGCUCGAGGGGGCCACACCGUGUCCCAGGGAGCCCAGCCUAUUCCCAUUGGCUGGCUGGGCCCCUCUCAGCUGCUGGGCCCCACCUCCCCACUGCACCCAGGGGGCAACUCCACCCGGACUGAUGGGCACAGGAGGCACCAAUAGCGAUUAUUGGGGGCAAUGCGAGGUGUCCUCCUGUGCCCUUUCUACCCCUGAGUGGGACAAGAUGGGCCCUGAGUGCCCAGGAGUGCCCCACGUUCUGAGAGGGGGCCGGCCGGAGGGAGGGGACCCGGCAGGGAGAUUUCGGUUUUGAGGUUUCUAAAUACAUUAAAGUUAUUUCUUAAGAA
Molecule: messenger RNA, 3054 nt
Organism: Gorilla gorilla gorilla (western lowland gorilla)
Lineage: Eukaryota; Metazoa; Chordata; Mammalia; Primates; Hominidae
Gene: ARHGEF16
Product: Rho guanine nucleotide exchange factor 16
Exons: 15
Coding region: 404-2533 (709 amino acids)
Biological process (GO): activation of GTPase activity
Molecular function (GO): protein binding; guanyl-nucleotide exchange factor activity
Source: RefSeq, a predicted model, not a curated record